Messenger RNA from Mercenaria mercenaria, 483 nucleotides. RefSeq names its product protein FAM133-like. The coding region runs from base 1 to 483 and encodes 160 amino acids. The transcript has a single exon. The record is from RefSeq and is a predicted model, not a curated record. NCBI's taxonomy places the organism in Eukaryota, Metazoa, Mollusca, Bivalvia, Venerida, Veneridae.
AUGAAAAAAGAACUAGCGCAAUUAGAGCAAGAAGAGAGUAGACUGCGAAAGUUGAACGAGAAGGCGCUGCUACGCCAGAAACUGGAGGAGAAACGAGCGAAAGUGAAGAAAUUACAAAGUUUGUCAAUUUCUAAACACAUUAACGUUCCAGAUAUCAGUGUCAGCUCCAGUAAAUUAACUUUAAACGACUUGAGACAAUCUAAACCUCUUAAAAAGAUAGUCAAGAAAGAAAAUCAGGCCUUAGGUUUACACGAGACAAGUGAGAGUGACACUGAUUCGGACAGUUCAUGUAGUUCGGACAGUACAACAUCUAGUGGUGAAGAAGAAACAGAAAGUAUGCAAGUGGGUACAGUUAUUGUUAAGAAAAAUAAGAAAAAGAGAAAACAUAAAAAGCACUCAAAAAAAUCUGGUAUUGCAAUAAAAUCAUCAGAUAAAGUAAAAAAUCGGCAAAAAUAUCCACAUUCGCAGUGGAAUGUAUGUUAA